AGAGAGAGAGAGACUCUCUCCGCUGCAGUGUAAACAGCCCGCUCUCCUGCCAUGGUACUGCCCACCGGAGCACGCGACGAGAGUCGGGGCUUCACGGACUGAGCAGCUCGAGCGAGGGAGCGGCGCGUUUGAGGCCGGGAGGAGGAGAAGAAGAAGAAGGAAUGGAGAGGAGCGAUCAGACGGAUAAGAGCGCCUCUGAGCGGGAGGAGAUGAAGAUGAUGAUGAUGAAGGAUCUGCCCCACUUCAGCAGCUAAGAGCCUUCCUCUGCUCUGCACGCGGCCAUGGAGAAGACGCUGCACGCGGGCCUGGAGAAGGCGAGCUGGGCGCGCAGGACGGCCCGGUCGGUCCAGAGCUCUGCGCCGGGCUCGGGUUCUGGAUCUGGAUCUGGAUCUGGAUCUGGAUCUGGUUCUGGUUCUCCGGGUCAGGGCUCGAUGGGGAGGCGCAGUAAAGCCCAGCUGGAGGGAGUGCUGAGCAAAUACACCAACCUCCUGCAGGGCUGGCAGAACAGGUAUUUUGUCCUGGACCCGGAGCUCAGUCAGCUGCAGUAUUUUGUGAAUGAGCAAGGGCGGAGCCAGAAGCCUCGCGGGACCCUCCCUCUGAUUGGUGCAUCGGUUACCCCAAGCGACGAAGCUCCUCACAUGUUCAUCGUCAGCUCAGCCAAUGGGGAGCUUUUUAAACUCAGAGGUGAUUUUCUCUCUUAGUUCUUUAAUAGAAAU
Messenger RNA from Colossoma macropomum (tambaqui), 716 nucleotides. Its product is annotated as oxysterol-binding protein-related protein 10-like. NCBI's taxonomy places the organism in Eukaryota, Metazoa, Chordata, Actinopteri, Characiformes, Serrasalmidae. The transcript is spliced from 2 exons. The coding region runs from base 282 to 701 and encodes 139 amino acids. The record is from RefSeq and is a predicted model, not a curated record.